GAUAACUAAAAAGUCAUUCCCAGGCGUUUGCUCCAGUCGACAACUUCGUGUGAAGAUGGCGACUAGCGACGAUGAACCUAUGGCGCUUUAUGAAGUUUUUCAAAACUGUUUUAACAAAAUAGCCAACAAAAAUCCUGAGAAGCCAGUGUUUAAUCCGGCGUCCUAUGGCAACAUGGACAAUGGAAUGUCGUACCCUGGCAACUACCCUGGCGGUGCAGGUGGCGCCCAGGGCGAGGGUUUCAGUCCCGAGUCGUCACCCUACUUCAAUUUCCCCAACCCAUCGACGAGAAGACCUGGUGCGCCUGCUGGUGUCGCCAAACGGAAAAAAGAAAGCUUGGAUCCAGCCGACGGUGGAGGAGAAAUCAACACACAGCCACAUUGGGUAUGUACAACCAACAACCACUACCGACAAUCCCGCUUGAGCUCUCAUUCGAAUUCCAACUUUGCGUACGGAUCAGACGAAUUCGGCCAAGACUCACCUCGAUACACAUCACCCAAAACAUCUGCAGGCCUAUAUGGCGAACCAUACUUCAUCGAUGGAUCUGGAACCCCGGGCCCUGCCGACCCCUGGGGGGCCGGCCCCGCCUCCGCGGGCCCCUACGGCGCCUACGGCUCGCCGGCGGGACCCAUGGGCCCCACGGGCCCUGCACCUCCACACCUCACACAAGCCGUCGGAUACCCGCCCUCGAUGCACCUCUCACACGACCCUAUGGGCUAUGGGACCAUGUCACCUAGCCAGCAGCAACAAGAUUCCUCCACCCUGAUCAACACCAGCCUGCCUCCAAUGUCGAGUUUGCGGCCCUCCGGCUCUUCGGCCCCGCCGGCGGCUGCCACCCCCACGGGGGCGGCCGUUCCCACCCCCAGCCCCUUUGCCGGAGCAGCGGGCGGCAGCCCAGUUGCCCCGCCGCCUCCUCAAACUCCUGGAGAAACUCUCAGCAAGGCACUCGCUUCCAUCUACCCCACAGAUCAAAGUGCCAGCAGCUACAGCUCGAACCCUUCCACCCCAGUUAGCUCACCACCCCCGUUGACAGCUUCCGCCAACGGACCCUGGCCACCCUCGCAAGGACCCACGCCGUCGUCGCCUCACUUCCUCCCCGACCGCUCCAACAUGGCCAUGGCUCAGACAGAGCAACGUAGGUUUGACGAUGCCCUUGGAAUCCUCAGGCACCAUGCCCACGCCGAGAACGGACUUUUGCAGGGGGCGCGCAUGGAGGAGCGCCUGGACGACGCGCUCAACGUUUUGCGCAACCACGCCGAGAGCCAGGCCAUGGCCGCGGCGGCCGCCGGCGGCCCCUCGUCGCUGCACGCCGUGCUGGCGGCGGCCGCCGCCGCCGCCUCCGGGGGCGGCCCUCACCAGACAGCAGCACAUUCCAACGGUCUCGGCCUCGCCGGCUACCACAUGGAGCACCUGCCCAGUCCGCACCCCGGCACCCCCGGCUCGGCGCCACCCUCGGCCACGCCCACCGCCGGCCUCAACCCCGUGGGCGCCAGCUACGCACCCCUGCCCUCGGACACGGACGGCUCCAUCAAAAUCGAAAGGCUCAGUACUAGUAAGCCAAAAAAACGGAAGCAAGAACCGCCACCAGACAGCACAGACUCCAAGCCGAGCAGUAGUGACCAUGGACUUAAUAUCUUGCCAGGCCCGAACUCCACUGGCUCCACGGCCGGCGGAGGAAAAGGAUCAAAACGCUCUCGCAGUGUCAACAGCUGUUCGAGCGGUGAUGAGGACGAGGACCCUACCACAAAAGCUCAACGAGAGAAGGAAAGGCGACAGGCAAACAACGCCAGAGAAAGGGUUCGUGUCAAAGACAUAAAUGAGGCAUUCAAGGAAUUGGGCCGAAUGUGCAUGGCGCAUUUGAAAAACGACAAAGUCGAAACCAAACUCACGGUCCUGCACCAGGCAGUGGAGAUAAUUACCCAGUUGGAGCAGCGCGUCAGAGAGCGCAACCUGAACCCCAAAGCUGCCUGCCUAAAGCGGAGAGAGGAGGAAAAGGCCGACGACGGACCCAAAAUGUCUGGCCACCACUUAGGCCACCCACCCCACAUGGCGCCGCCCUUUGGUGCUAUGCCUGCUGAAAUUCUAGAAAAUUUCCAACAAAUGAUGGAGUCUGAAGUCAUGAGUGACAGUGGCAGAUAGACAAACGUGUAUAAUUUGGGGCCGCAGCCACACACAUCUGGCCCACCACAGUAGCAGAGGAUGACACCAUACCUGUUGCAGUAGAAGCGGUGUGAAUUCAAAAGUGACACAAAGUGACCUCAGUGACUAAAGAAGUAUGAAAAACCUCCUCCUCCUCCCAGCAUAUAUUAAGAGUUUCACGUUUAAGAGACUUACUAGACACGAUGAGAUGUGGCAGUGAGAGUAAAAGUGGACAAUAUAUUAGAAAAAAUGCGGAAGAGCGCGUCUGCAGAAUCGUGGAACAAUAACUAUAUAAAAUGCCAUUUUCACACAAACCCGUUUAGUUUGUAAAAAUAUAUUAUCAUCUUGUGUUUCGCUUCUAAUUUUUUUUUUGUAACAAAAAGAAAAAGAAACGGAUACAAUAUUUAAAAUAUAAAAAUUGCUUUGUCCGAGUGACUCUGCCACCCAACUGGUCUCAUGGAAGAUAGAAAGAAUUUUUUUGUUUCUUGGUUUGAAAAGCUCAUGUCAAGGGCAGGUGCAAAGAUAGAUUUUCUCCACCCUGAACGCAAAUCUUACCCACAUUUUGUUGCAGCUGGUGCAAUUAUUUCAAAGUGUUUUUUUUUU
Molecule: messenger RNA, 2740 nt
Organism: Neocloeon triangulifer
Lineage: Eukaryota; Metazoa; Arthropoda; Insecta; Ephemeroptera; Baetidae
Gene: da
Product: transcription factor 12
Exons: 18
Coding region: 56-2137 (693 amino acids)
Biological process (GO): regulation of transcription by RNA polymerase II
Cellular component (GO): transcription regulator complex
Molecular function (GO): protein dimerization activity; DNA-binding transcription factor activity, RNA polymerase II-specific; RNA polymerase II cis-regulatory region sequence-specific DNA binding
Source: RefSeq, a predicted model, not a curated record